GCAGCAGGGCUCUCUCAGCAGACAUGUCGGCCCGGGGGAAGCGUGACUCCCAGAGCUCCGGUCACCGGAGGAAGCUGUCUGCAGACGGCCAGCAGCAGCGGCACCGGGCAGCUGUGCCUGUGCUGCUGGAUUUGGUCACAGGUCCAGAUCGUCUUCCUGCAGAUGAGGAGUUGCAGGAAAUGCUGACGGGGAAACUCAGAUUUCUGAAGGCUGACAGCACCAAGCUCAACACUCUGCUCACGGAACUGGAGGCUCAGCUGGUCACCAUCAACAGCGAGGACAAAGUCAUUUCUGUGACUUUUAAGUCAUAUGAGGAGAUAUGGAAGUUCACCACAUAUUAUACAACAGGGUUUCUGGGUCACUGUUUGGAGGAUCUGCUGUUCGAUCAAACAUUUUGGCUCAGUUCUUCAGAAGAGUUGAUGCAGGUUUCCAUAGAAGAAGAAACUCUGGACCUCUUCUACAAAGGCAUCCUGAUGCAGGAAGGCUCGUGGUUUGCCAGCUGUAGCUCCAAUCAGAUGUUUGACAGCUCCACCUCUGGAGGAGACCUGUACCUGGAGCAGGGGGAGAUCGCCCUGUUCGAGCCCCCCUUCCUGGGCUCAGGCUGGACCGUGCUGUGCCUGGCUGAUGGGGCUCGAGGUACUGCACCCAGCCCCGCCGUGGAGCCCGUCACUCCCUUCCAUCAGUGGUUCCUCAAGUCCUGUCCAGACAGCAUCCUGGUCGGGGAUGGGAAGCCCUCCUGUGGCUUCCCGCUGCAGUUUGCCACAGGGGCCUGUGUGGCGACGCAGGAGUAUGACUCUGAGGGCCCAGACGAGCUGAGCCUGGUGUCUGGCGAUCGCAUCGUCAUCGUUGGAUUUCUGGUGUCUUGUUUCGAUUGGUUCAUGGGGAGGAAGGACACCGGAGAAGUGGGCCUGGUCAAGACCAGUUCGGUAGAACCGUCACCUGAAACUCAGGAUUCAGCAGAUAUCUGUUUGGAUGGAGAAGAAUGGAUGAUGUCCAGACAGGACCAGGAGACGGUCGUAGCGGAGACAGUCGCCAUAUUGAAGAAAAGGUCUUUGAAUGAUACGGGUCAGAAACACAAACUAGACGUGAUCAGUUACCAUGACUCAGAGAAGAACGGCUCAGGUAGUCUCUGCAGCGCUGACACCGCGCCCCCCGAUCUGAAAAGAAACCUCCAGCAGAUCCUGGAACAGAGGACACACCCGUCCCCGGAGGGGACUUUGACCCUGACUGGGACCAAAGGUGCUGGCGUUCCUUCAGAUGAGACUCCAGAACCUCUGUGCUUCACCGUGCACCCCAUUAUAGAAGGAAACAAGAGCAGAGAGUUUUUGGCCCCCCUCUUCUCCUGUCUGGCAGGGCCGGAGUACAGAGAGGAGUUCGGCUAUCUGUACCGCCUCCGGCCGGGACUCCUCGCCUCCUCCGUCUUUGAAGGUCACUCUGACGAGGACCAGCUGAUUGCUUUUCUGAGCGUUGCCAGGGAAACAGCCCGGUUGAAGCGACUCCUCUGGCCUCAGACCCGACUGUGCUUCCUGCUGGGUAAGCUGUGUGCCGGGAGGUCAAAGUUCAGCCAGGCCCGGGUUUACUUGGAGGAGUCCCUGAGCAUCCCUGCAGGAGGCUUCUUGGACCUGCGGCUGCUGAGCAGCCUCUACUGCCAGCUGGCGGCCAUCUAUCUCCUGCAGAAGAACGCCGAGAGCUUCCUGAGCGUGACGGAGCGGCUGGCUGCGCUGCUGCUGGGAGAGCCGGACUGCCUGAACAGCCUGGAGGACGACUGCGCUCUCAAGUACAUGCUGAAGAAAGCUGUACUGUCACGCAACCAGCAGGCCGAGGCGCGGGCCUGCCACCUGCUGGCGAAGCACCACCGGGUCCGGGCGGAGGACGCCCAGGCGGUCCCCUAUCUGGAGAGACUCCUGGUCUGUGGCGGCGCUCAGAGAACCUGGAGCGUGUCUCCCAGCCAGGGGUUCUUGACCCUGGGAAGGUUUUAUGGGAAACUCAGGCUUCAUCACCUCAGUGUCAGUUCAGCCAGGAGGGCUUGUCUCGCUGGCUCCGCCUCGCUGUCCGACUGCCUGCUGUCCCUGCUGCUCGUCUUGGACAAUGUCAGUGCGCGCCGUGGGGUCAUGGAGCAGGACCUGUCCACCUGUCCUCAGCUGGUCCCAUAUUUACAGCGAGCUCUGGCUCUGAGCGGAGGAAGUGACUGCUACCAUGUGUUAAACCAUCAGCUAACGUUUUCCCUCUGCCAGCUGUUCCACAAGCAGCGGCUGGUCGGCCACGCCGUCAGCCUCAUGCACCGUCUCCUCAGCGUGUCCCCUUCACGCUUCAGCUCCGUCUCUGUGGCAGAAAGGAACAGCAGCCUCAUCUGGCUGGCCUGGCUUCACAUCGAAGAGCAGCGGCCGGGCCUGGCUCUGGACAUCCUGGACUGUGUCCUGGCAUCUCUGCCAGAACACUGCACCACCCCUCAGGAAGGUGUGGUUCUCAAUAUGCGGGGCGUGGCGCUCCGGUGUCUGGGUGACCUGCAGAGGGCGGCAGAGAGCUACCGGGCUGCUGUGGACAUCUGCCAGGAGUAUGAAGACAUGGCCAACUGGGCUGUCGCUCAGGCCAACCUGGGGCUGCUGUGGCUGAAGGCGGGGGCCGGCGGACUGGCCCGGCACCACCUGACCGAGGCCCUGCGGCUCUUCUCUGAGCUCGGCGAGGACCGGCAGGACGUGGACUUCAUCACGGUGCUGCUGGAGCUGGGGCGGCUCUACGUCGGGCAGCGGCAGCUGCAUUAUGGGAAAGGAUGCUACGAGUGGGCGUUGCUGCUGGCCAUCAGAGCAGACCUGGCGGACUGCCAGCUCAGAGCGACCAGGCGGCUGUGCCGUCUGUACGGGUGUGAGAGUCCCGACCCGGCUCAGAGCAUCGUCUACAGCCGGCACCAGGUCCGGCUGCUGAGGCAGUCCGGGGAGCGAGGACAGGAGGGGGAGGCUCUGGAGGCCACCAGCCGGCUCUACCUCUCUCUGGGAACUGAAAGGGCGUACCAGGCAGCCCUGGACCACACCAAGAGCAGCCUGGGUAUUUUCAUCGACCUGGGCUUCAGGGAGAAGGAAGCCUAUGGGUGGCUGCAGGCGGGAAAGAUCUACCACCUGCUGGGACAGACUGAGCUGGUGGACAUCUACAUCCAGGCAGCGCAGGAUGUGGCUCUGAGCGCCGGAGACACCGGCUUUGUUCUGAGGUUCCUGGAAGCUGCAGGAGACGUUUUCUUCGACAGCAGCCGGGCGGAGAAGGCCGUCCCCUACUACAGGGACCAAGCGCUGCCCCUGGCAGUGAAGAGCGGCAGCGUCCAGACCAGGCUCAGGCUGUGCAACAAGCUGACUGAAGUCCUGCUGCGCCUCCACCGGCACCAGGAGGCGCUGGAGUUCGCUCACACCGCUCUGGACAUCAGUGUCAUGCUAGGCGAGCGCCUGAACGAGCGAGCGGCCUCCCACCGCCUGGCCUCGCUCUACCACCGUCUGGACCAGCACGAGAUGGCCGAGCACUACUACCUGAAGACCCUGAGUCUGUGUCCGGCGCCGCUGCAGUUCGGCGAGGAGACGCUGUACUACGUGCGCGUGUACCAGACCCUGGGAGACAUCAUGUUCUACCACCUGAAGGACCCGUUCGACGCCGCUGGAUACUACCAGCUGGCCCUGGCUGCAGCCAUGGAUCUGGGCAACAAGAAGGCCCAGCUGCAGCUGUGCACGCGCCUCGCCACCAUCUACCACAACCUCCUGGGCCGGGAGCUGUCCCUCUUCUUUUACCAGCGAGCACGGGCGUUCGCAGCGGAGGUGAAUGUGAGGAGGCUGAACACCUCAGCAGAGCUGCACCAGAGCCCGGCUCAGUAG
Messenger RNA from Salarias fasciatus (jewelled blenny), 3851 nucleotides. It is a transcript of the gene sh3tc1, whose product is annotated as SH3 domain and tetratricopeptide repeats 1. Lineage: Eukaryota; Metazoa; Chordata; Actinopteri; Blenniiformes; Blenniidae. The record is from RefSeq and is a predicted model, not a curated record. Gene Ontology annotation, molecular function: protein binding.